CGGAGGAAGUGCUCACUUCCGGCGGGGCCGGUAGCAUCGCCGCUCUGCCUGUCUUCCCGACCCGCUCGCUUUCGCCAGUGCCCUGUGAGCCUCCUGCUGUGCGCCAGGGGCGCCAACUCUGCCGCGACACCGCUCGCUAUUCUCGCAAACCGCCGAAGCCGACGCUGUGGGAGGUGGAACAUUCAAGUGUUCCAGGUACCUGUUGUGCGUCCUUCGUGCUUUCCGUUAAGGCUGUGUUCUCUGUGCUAGUGCUCCGCCGACAAAGACAAUUGCCCCGCGUCUUGGGUGCCGUCAUCGUGUUAGGCACGUGUGUGUCGCAGAAUUUUGUGUCGUUCCACAAUUUGGAGGCCAUUAAUAUCAUCCGUGCGGGAGACGACAAAGAUUUUCAGCGGUGGACUACAGUGGAUAGUUUUCUGCAUGUAGUCCUCAUCACUUUAGCAUCAUCAUCAGUACGCAGUUAAAACAAUUGUGCGCGUGGGUGUUAGGCUGCGAUGAAAGCUGAUUUAUUUGACUGGGCGUGAUGACGUCGUGCCACUGAAGACUACUUUGCCGAAGAUGGAUGCCGAACUGAUGCGAGCCGCGACCAGCAACGCCUGUGCCCUGACAACACAUCGCUGCAGCGGCGGCAGUUCGCCCGCCGCCCGAUGCUGCCGCGUCCCCAGAUAGGGGCAUGCCGUCUCCUCUGCCGUGUCUCUGCUCCACGGACCCGGCGCUGGGUCCACCCGGGCUCUUCUGCGGGACGUAGCCUCAGAGGCGGCCAACUGGUCGACACCUGUCCGGAACCUCACCGAGCGGCGAGGUGUCUGGCCGAGCCUUGUGAGCGUGGACUCUCGCGUCUUUCGUGACAACACGAUUCUAGGCGGAGUGCUUCGCGAGUUACCCACAAUACCAAAGCGUUUACCUAUUUAGGGAAGUGUCAAGGCUGAUCGAGAGACAGAAACAUUUGUUUUGACGCUCCCGCAGUUACCUGUUUAUAGCCAAAGCAGUAGUCGAGAUAAGUUCCCAAGUGUCAGGCAGUAUUACCGAAUGGCCUACCAUUCACUUCAGGUGCUGUGAGUCUUAGAGUAAUUAGUGGCCUUAGUGUGGACAGGAUCCUCAAAUAACUGGACGUGAGAGGAGCGUUCCCUGAGUUCUCAGUCACGGUUAUUUGCAGACUGUCGUGAUCAGUGGGAAAGACACAGCAAGAAAAGUUCCUCGUUUAUAUCUAAGUGAUAGUAAUUAGCGUCGUUGAAGACUACCAUAGGGAAUAUACCUGUUCACCGCAAAUUGUCGUCCACAGUAUAUUUAUACUUCGAUCCGUCUCAAGAGCUGUGUAGAGUAACUCAAGCGCCAGUUAAUAACACACCACUUUUUUGCUACCGAGAGAGGCGUGUUUUUUGUGUUAUUCUUUUAAGGUGGUUACGAGGAGGGGGAGAAUCUAGAAAUCUUCCAGUUGGGGAGCUGUGUUGACACGCGAGGGUACCUGUUUUGCCAUGGCGCCGGCUGCCGACCAGUGAGAUGUCGUCCCCCGAGGGCAACACGGCUGCUGCGGUGGCGACUGCGGCUGUGGGGGCGGCGCCUGCGGGCGGCGUGGGCGACGCGCCGCCGGCCGGGGGCAGCAAGCGCUUCUUCUGCAGGGAGUGGGCGUUCGCCAAGCUGGCGCACUCGCUGGAGCAGCACCAGAGGGCCUCCGCAGGUGGCAAGGGCGCGGGCUCUGGAGGCACCGUAAUCGUGGGCGGUCCGGGCACGGGCAAGACGGCGCUGUGCCGGGAGCUGGUGUGGCCGCGCGCGGGCCCCUCCGGGCGGCAGCAGCGCGCGCUGCGGCGCCGGCUGCUCGCCUUCCACUUCUGCCAGGCGGCCGACGAGGCGACGCUGGCGCCCGCCAACUUCGUGCGCGCGCUCGUCGCGCAGCUGCUGGCGCGCUCGCAGCCGCCGCCGCCCGCGCCCGCCGACGCCGCCACCUCGCCCUCGUCGCCGCACCUGCCCAAGGCGUUCGGCGCCACCGCCGACGGAUACGCAGAGAAGGUGCGCACGGACCCCGAGAUCGUGGCGGCGCUGCGGCCGGAAAGCGUUGAGCGCGACCCUGACGAGGCCCUGAAGCGCGCCGUGCUGUUCCCGCUGCUGGAGCUGGAGCCGCCGCGGCACGCGCUCUUCCUGCUCGUCGACUCCAUCGACGAGGCGCAGACCUCCUCCGCCGGCGGCUCCUCGCUGGCCUCGGGCGGCGGGGGCGGCAGCAACAGCAGCAGCGCGCGCCGCGGCAGCGCGGGCGGGGGGCCGUCGCGCACCGUGGCAGAACUGCUCGCCGCCACGCACCACCUCUUCCCGCACUGGCUCGCUCUCGUCUGCACCGCUCGCAGGCACAGCCGCGCGGUGGCGCGCCUGUUCGCGGGCUUCCGGCGCAUCGCGCUGGACGACCUGCGCAAGUCGCAGGUGGUGCGCGACGUCCAGCAGUACAUCCUGGCGCGGCUCGACCAGGAGGACGCGCUGCGGCAGCACAUCAGCCGCGACACCGCCGAGAUGCUCAACCAGCUGCACAUCAAGAGCAACGGCUGCUUCCUCUACCUCGAGAAGGUGCUCGACGGCGUCGCUGAGAACUUCAUCGUGCUCAGGGAGGUUCGCGAAAUACCGGGAACUCUGAAUGGCCUGUACCUGUGGCUGUGCCAGCGGCUGUUCAGCAGGAAACAGUUCGCCAAGGUUCAGCCACUGCUCAACGCAAUGCUAGCUGCGAGGCGGCCUCUGUCGCACGACGCGCUCUUCCGGUGUGUGAGGGUGCACAACUGCCAGAUCACGAGAGAAGACUUUGCCAGAAGACUGCACCUCUUGAGGAGAGUACUCGCACAGGGUGGCAGCAGCGGGAGCCCACCACAGCUCUUCCACCACAGUUUUGCCGAGUGGCUGCUCGACGUGAAGCACUGCACGCAGAAGUACUUGUGCUCUGCUGCGGCGGGUCACGGCAUGCUGGCCGUGUCGCUCUCCCAGUUUGGGCGGCAGCUCCCCGUGGAGGAGGUCCCGUCAUUGGCCAUGCACAUGGUCCGGUCACAGUGGCCGCCACCGCAGCCACAGCCGGCAGCACAGGUGCAGGCCCUGCCUGCUGGCCUUGACCCGCACACUGUGCUCGUGCUGUGGCUCAUUGACAGUGGGGCACCUGUUGAAGACUGUCUGUUAGAGGUUGAUGACGGAGACUACACAACAGCAAAUGCAUGGAGGACGCUGCCACUGCCGAAGGACAACAGGGUGCUGAGGCUCCUGGCAGAUGCAGGGGCCAGGGUGCCUACAGAGGAGCAAGUCCAUAGUGAUGCGGCCUUAUCAACAGCCUUAGACAUUAGUACCUUAGCUAUCAUAGAUAGCACGGAAGAUGUAGCACUUUCUAGUCAGAUAUCCGUAGAUGGCAACGCCAGCCCUCUACGCCCUAUCUCCCCCGUAGAUCCAUUGCUGGAACUACUGGGGGCAGACGGAGAUGUGAACCGAGCCGACUCUGGUGGCAGGACGCUGCUGCACGCCCUCGCUGCCGAGGGAGAUGCAGCUCUACUGGCGCUGGCAGCCGCCAGGCCUGGCGCUUGUCUGGAGGCGACUGACAGACAUGGCCAGACACCUCUGAAUCUGGCUGCGAGGCAUGGGCAUGCUGCAGUUGUGGCAGCCCUGUUGGCGGCAGGGGCGCGCGCGGAUCAUGCAGACUGCGAUGGCUGGACCGCACUCAGGGCUGCAGCCUGGGGUGGUCACACUCAGGUUGUGGAAGCACUUCUGGCGCACGGUGCAGCUGUUGACUGUGCAGACUCUGACCAGAGGACAGCACUGCGAGCUGCCGCGUGGGGAGGACAUGAGGACAUCGUCCUGGCCCUGCUUCGACACGGUGCUGACGUAAAUCGAACAGAUGAUGAGGGGCGAACGGCCUUGAUUGCUGCAGCAUAUAUGGGUCAUUCUGAGAUAGUUGAGCAUUUGCUCGACUUUGGAGCAGAGAUCAACCAUGAAGAUGCUGAUGGUCGAACAGCACUGUCUGUAGCAGCCCUCUGUGUGCCUGCAAAUGAAGGAUAUGUGAAGGUAGUAAAUAUCCUCCUUGAACGUGGAGCUGCUGUGGACCACCAGGACAAAGAUGGAAUGACCCCACUGCUGGUUGCUGCCUUUGAAGGUCACAGGGAUGUUUGUGAAUUACUUCUGGAGUACGAGGCUGAUGUUGACCACGCAGAUCGAGCAGGUCGCACUCCACUGUGGGCUGCGUCAUCCAUGGGGCAUUCAUCGGUAGUGGAGCUGCUUCUGUUCUGGGGCUGUUAUGUUGAUAGCAUUGACCCUGAAGGGCGUACUGUGCUGAGUGUUGCUGCUGCACAAGGUGGAACCGAUGUUGUCCGGCAGCUGCUCGACAGGGGGUUAGAUGAACAGCAUCGAGAUAAUUCUGGAUGGACUCCAUUGCAUUAUGCAGCAUUUGAAGGUCAUAAGGAUGUGUGUGAAGCUCUCCUGGAGGCAGGAGCGAGGGUGGAUGAAGCGGACAAUGACGGGAAAGGCCCGCUGCUGCUGGCCGCCCAGGAAGGGCACUCGCUGCUAGUGGAGAUGCUGCUCUCAGAGCAUGCUGCCCCUCCUGACCAGCGUGCACACGAUGGGAAAACUGCCCUCAGGUUAGCAGCAGUGGAAGGUCACAGUGAUGUUGUGAUCAGCCUUCUGGCCCACGGUGCUGAUGUUAACGUAUUAGAUGCAGACGGACGGAGCACUCUCUAUGUUCUUGCUCUUGAGAACAGAUUGGCCAUGGCAAGGCUGUUAUUAGAGGAGGGGAAUGCAGAUGUUGAAACAAGAGAUUCUGAGGGUCGUACCCCGUUGCACGUAAGUGCAUGGCAGGGACAUGCAGAAAUGGUGGCACUACUGCUGACUGUUGGAGGUGCAGAUGUUGAUGCCACAGACAAUGAGAACCGUACAGCACUGCACUCGGCUUCAUGGCAGGGACAUGCGGCCAUUGUGCAGCUGCUUCUGGAACAUGGUGCAAGACCUGACCACACGUGUAAUCAGGGGGCCACUGCACUAGGUAUAGCUGCUCAGGAGGGACAUGAAGGCUGUGUCCGUGCACUCCUAGAGCAUGGUGCAGAUCCUAAUCACUCUGAUCGCUGUGGCCGCAACGCUCUACGCGUCGCUGCCAAGAGCGGUCAUGAGGGUGUCGUGAGACUCCUUGAGGAGUUUUCUAUUUCACACAGGACAUCACAAGCCAGAAGUACUAGUGGAGGUGGCAGCAGCAGUGCAACAUCGCUGACUUCGGGUUCAACAGCAGAGACGAAACCUUCCUCGGCAGUGCUGUGCCCUCCGGGGCCGGGGCCUUGCCGAAGUUGCUCACCUGUCGAGUCUCCGGACUCUGGCAAGCGGCGCUCCUUUGUGUCACUUGGUAACAACUCCAGCAACAGCAAGUCCAGCAGCAACUUCACUGGCUCUACAAAGAGCUCGCAGAGAUCCCAGGAGCCCGGGACUGCUGGUGGUACGAGCACUGCUAGUACUGCUUUAGGAGCUCCGUCUACACCGAUGCAGCAUCCUCAACAUCAGGCUGUACUGUCAUUCACACAACAACUACAACAGUGUUCGAGGGGUACGAGAACCCGCCCACUGAGCCGGCUGCUGUCACCACUGCAGUCGGAGCCCCAGAGCCCAAUCUACGCUUCACCGCCCCAUUCGCCUCUGAGUGACGUGGCGGUGCCUAGCUCUCCCCUUGCCCUGAACCCUGCAGCUCUUGCACCACAGCACCAGCAGCUGCCGCUUCAGCAGCAGCAGACAGGGCUGCACAAGGGAGGCCUGCUCACGACGACUGCAUCCCUAAUGGCAGAUUCGCACUUUGCACGUGACACGCACAUGAGGAUAAUUCUUGGUAACAGCUCAGGCACUGAGGGACGAGGACCUCCAGGUCUUCUGUCACCUCAGGUUGCAUCUGAAUGCACAAAUUCCAAGUUUGGUGGUGGGACUGCAUCCCCAAUGGCAGACUCGCAAAGUGACACGCACAUGAGGAUAAUUCUUGGUAAAAGCUCAAGCACUGAGGGACGAGGACCUCCAAGUCUUCUGUCAUCUCAGAUUGCAUCUGAAUGCACAAAUUCCAAGUUUGGUGGUGGGAACGCAUCCCUAAUGGCAGACCCCCACUUUGCACGUGACACACACAUGAGGAUAAUUCUCGGUAACAGUGCGAGUGCUGUGGGUCGAGGGCCUCCUGGUCUUCUGUCAUCUCAGGGUGCAUCUGAAUACACAAAUGCCAACUCUGGUGGCGGAGGACUACUGAAGCCACGGCGAAAUGGCAUUGUGACAAAUCCUGCCCUGCGAAUUGUGGCAGGUGUGAAGAAUGGACUGGAUGCUGCAGCAGGGCGGAAACAUACCACAGCAGCAAGCCGUUUGCAACAACCGAAGAACAAUGGCUUUCAGUGGCGUAAGGAAACUCCCCUCUGAGAUGAUUGGUGAUCCCAGCUUUCUGUGAAAGAAGAGGAUAUAUAAAAUACAUAAUAUGUGACCUCUUGUCAAUACAACUGCCAUAUUCUUUGUAGACAGGGAAGUGUUUAUCUAGAGUGUGAAUGUAAAUAACAGCAAACCUUUGUUUUGUAUUUUUAUCAAGAGUAAUUUAAACUGGUCUAUGUUUAAGUAAAAUCAAAUCUGUUGUGAGCUCUCUUUAAGAGUGUUUCUUAUUUGUACAGCACAAUAGUCAUUAUUUUCUAGAUGUCGUUUUGCAAGCGUAGUUUUUAAGCUGUGUUUAGAAGACUUAAAACUGGGUUUAGUGUGAAAUAAGCUUUGCCACAUGAACUUCAGUAUGUAAGGAGCAAUCUGAGAGUAAGAAACUUGCAGAUCUUGGUGUUGACUGGGCAUUUUUUUUUUAGAAGUAAAUGGGUAUGAAUACUCAUUGGUCUAAUAUAUAACACAGUCUCAUAGGUUCCUAAGUGUCUGAGCUGAUGGUCAGUUAAUAUUUACCCCACUCUUCAUUUUUCAUUGGACCACUGACAUCAGUUGAAUAUGUAUAUAAUCUCAGUGAUCCAAGUGCAGUUUCAUAAUUGAAAUCAGGAGAAUGAUUUCCUAAAUUAGCUUGUAGUUUGCCACUGUAAAUAGACAUCUAAUAAUGACAGUGAUUUUGUGUUUCGUGUUAUUUAUUGUACAAAUAAUGUUUUAAAUGCCUUUUAUGUCUGCGUAUUUGAUGUCGGUCCUUCUUUGCUAAUUUUCAUUUUCCUGGAAUUGUGAUAAAUGUUUUCAGCUCUUAUUUGGUGUUAGUAGAUGUUACACCUAAUCCAGAUACCAUGUGAUAAAGUUUAGUAUACAUGUAUAGAAUUUAAAAGACAAAUAUCUGUUAAGAAUUAGAACUGUUAUUUACUUUAAAUUUUCAGAGACGAUUAAAGGAGUUGUGUAAAAAAACUAUAUAUAGACUAUUGUUAGCACAGUGUAUAAUUGAUAGUGUUGCAUAUAUUUGAGAAAGCCAAAUGUAAUUGAAAAACAUAAAUGUUAAGCACAUCUUAUUUAUUUGUGGUUGAAUAUACAAUUGAUCUCAUUCUUUUAUAGAAAUACAUGUUCUUUAUAUCAAGGAACACUGCUGACAUUGUGAUUAAAAAGUGCUGAAGUGCCAUUUAAGAAGCUAUAAAAUACAUGUAUUCUUCUCAAGCAUUACUAGAAUCUGAGGAACCAUCUAAAGCUCCAGUAAUUAAUGUCAAAUGGAAGUCAGUAAAAGAAAUUUUGUAUAAAGAGAUGACUCACUGUGGAGAAAACAUUCAGAAAAAUUGGACAGCUUCUUGCACAAUUUUCGCAGCUUGAGAUGCUGUUGGAAGCUAGAGCCCAACUAAGCUUUACCCUGUGGAUCUAAAUUGCUUGGGCUGUGAAAAUGGUGAUAGAAAUCUUACUGUGCUGGAAGAAUGCAUGGACUAUUAGAUCCAUUGAUUUAUUGAUGGAAGUACGCUCUUGUACUGUUGGAGACUGAUGUAUUUUGACACUGAAAUUGUCCAGUAUCAUUGAAUUUUCAUUUGCCAAAUACUUUCACUAUGAAGAGAUGUAAAUAGCCAUAAUAUAAAGUAUAUUCCACAUCGGUGAUUUUUUUAUAAGAAUUAAACCUUAUACCUGAUUAUAUUGUGUUACACCUACAGUUGAAUGUGUAUGAAAUAAUUGUACAUUAUUUAUUGUAAUUUUCUCUUGCCAAAAUUUGAUAUUCCUUAAAGCCCUUUUCCAUAAGGCAUUAAAAGAAAGGAGCUUCAAACCGAUGUAAAAUUAACCUGGUUAUUUCAGAAAAAAACAUUUGUAUUUUCAUGUGUAAAAUAACAACAUAAAUACAAGACUAUCAAAAUAGAAGGCAAUAAUAAUUUUUUGUAAUGUUUUGAAGUUUAACAUUGGUAUGACAGUAAAUAAUGAAGAUUAACAAAAAUUACAUUCCUGGAACAUCGGUCUAAGAAUGUAUCAAGAAUUGACUAUUACAUGUAGAAAAGAAAAUAACUUUUAAAAUAUGAAUGUAUUUUCAAUGAAGGUUGAAUGUUUUGUGAGAUGCUUAGGGGCCUACAUACAUAAUUACUGUAUUCUUGUCAUUAAUAUGAGCUGCCAGCAAAUGUAUUACUACUACUAUUAUUAUUACUGAUAUUAGUUGGAAAAAUCUUUUUUCCUGAAGUUGUUUAUUUUUGUUACUGAAUUUUGAUCUGUUUCUUUUGAAUUUCUGCUAAUUUAAGUCAUGAGGAAAUAUAACAAUUUUGUAAUUUAUGUACUUUAUGUACUCUGUGGAACAAUGCUUUGAGAAGAUAAGAAAGAAACUACCUUGUG
Messenger RNA from Schistocerca serialis cubense, 8706 nucleotides. Its product is annotated as ankyrin repeat domain-containing protein 50. Lineage: Eukaryota; Metazoa; Arthropoda; Insecta; Orthoptera; Acrididae. The record is from RefSeq and is a predicted model, not a curated record. Gene Ontology annotation, molecular function: protein binding. The transcript has 26 exons. Bases 1498 to 6378 code for a protein of 1626 amino acids.